CCAUCAAGACGAGCAUCACCAAACUGCAGACAAGAUCGGACGCCGCUACAAGGAAUUACUAGAUGCCGCACUUCGACAUCAACAAGUUCGACGACUACAACAAGACGGAUGCCUUGACAUGGUGGCAAAGUUUCCUCACGGAAGCAUCAUGCCGCACUGUUCCGACUGACGACAUGAUGAAGGCGCUCUACUUACAACUGAUUGGAGGAGCGCAGACAUGGAUGAACCAUCUGGCGGCUACCAAGAAAUGCACCAUCGCGGAACUCCACAUGCACAUCACGCGGAAGGAGUUCGAGCAACUGUGGUUCACUUGCUUCAUGGUCCGCAACGUCGUGAAGGCGGUCAUGAACAAGAAGGAUUAUGCCGCCCAGCUAGAACCACCACUAGACCAACCGAGCAACGUGCACUUAGAUUGCGUACGCGCAGCCUGUACACCGUCGGCAAGUGAUCCGGUCAGUUCGCCAGUGAUUUUCGAGGACUUGACGGCGUGGUCAAGACUUGAGGAGCUUGACCCGCUCACGAGAGAGGACUUCUUUUGGAUGUCUCUACCCUCGAUCGGAACCUUGCCAAGGCCGCAUUGCAACGCCUUGAUGGCAAAUCCAUGCUCUUAUUUGCACACUACAGUACCAGCUUCGUUGACGGACGAUGGGGUAGCGGUUGUCGAUCUCCGCUCCUAUCUUGCGAAGAUUGACCGUGAGUACGCCACCCAAAGGUACGCCGAAACCGACGCUCCUUUGCUCUAUAUCCGGAUUCAAAUCCGAAAGGCAACCUGUAGUGCCUUGAUUGAUUGCGGAGCGUCUCGCAACUUUAUGAGCCAAGCCUUUAUGGCCCGUGCAGGUGUUGGCCCGUGCGUUCGAAGGAAGACACAACCUACGCAAGUAACACUCGCGGACGGCCGCACGCACAAGUCAAUUGACCGAUGCGUCGACGGCGUUCCGGUAUACUUUGCGGCACUUGCGUGUGAGCCGGUGUCUUUUGACAUCCUCGACACCAAGUUCGACAUGAUUCUAGGCAUGUCUUGGUUGCGUAGCGCCGAUCAUCCGGUGAACUUUCAUGACGGAACCGAUCACAUCCGUGAUCAGAACGGAGUGCUAGUCCCAUGUACAGUCGCGACCCCUCACACUUCGAUUGCUUGUCACGUGGUUUCCGUUGUGAGAAUUCGCGACGCCAUAGCUCGGAAUGAUGUCGAGGAGAUGAGCCUUGUUUUCUUGCAUGCUCUCCCCUCGCCGGACGGACCAGCCGCGUCACCGCUGGACCCACGCAUCAGUCACCUCUUGGAUGAGUAUGGUGACGUCUUCGAGGCCCUCACCGGAACGGUUCCGGAUCGGCCCAUACGUCACGGGAUCACUCUCGAGGCUGGCGCCGUCCCUCCACGUGGAUGUAUCUACCGCAUGAGCGAAGAGGAACUCGAGGUGCUUCGCGCACAACUCGAUUGCCUUCUCGGCAAAGGCUGGAUUCGCCCUAGUUGCUCGUCAUACAGUGCCCCUGUUCUCUUCGCCCGGAAGAAGAACAAAGAUCUACGGUUAUGUAUCGAUUAUCUCAAACUUAACGCACAAGCCGUAAAGAACGCCGGCCCUCUCCCUCGAAUUGAUGAUCUCCUUGAACGGUUAGGCGGCGCGACGUACUUCUCGAAGUUGGACAUGAAGUCGGGUUACCACCAGAUUGAAAUCCAGCCUCAAGAUCGGUACAAGACCGCGUUCAAGACGCGGUACGGGCAUUUUGAGUGGGUUGUCGUGCCAUUUGGCCUCAUCAAUGCCCCCGCGACUUUCCAAGCAGCUAUGACGACUGAGUUUCGCGACUUGCUUCAUCGCAGCGUCCUCAUUUACCUCAAUGACAUUUUGGUUUACAGUAGGACGUUGGACGAGCACAUCGUACACCUUCGCGCUGUUUUGGAUCGUUUGCGACUAGCCAAGUACAAAGCGAAUCUCGACAAGUGCGAGUUUGCCAAGCAGGAGUUUGAGUACUUGGGUCAUUUUGUCACGCGAAAGGCAUUCGUCCCUUAGCGGACAAGAUCGAAGCCAUCGUGGAUUGGUCGGAACCCCGUUGCACGACGGAU
Molecule: messenger RNA, 2056 nt
Organism: Chara braunii
Lineage: Eukaryota; Viridiplantae; Streptophyta; Charophyceae; Charales; Characeae
Source: the annotation of a GenBank genome assembly